GAAUUACACCUCUCACCGAAUAGGUUACCUCUUGCAUAAAGGUGCGCGUGACCGAGUUCGCUCUUGUUCCAUAUCUAGAAUAACUCCCCGUCUCUUCAAAAUUUAUGAUAGAAGGUUGAUGGCCCCAAGUCGUCGACAAGUACUCAGAAAUGACUCGGGAUACCAACAACUCAAACGGCGUAAAUGGCCAUGCUAACAAGAUUGUAAUGGCGUCACCAUUAAACCGGGCGGCCGAGGUUGACGAUCUCGUAGCUGCAGUCCAAUCCUUAUUGCUGUCCUUCAUCAAGUCUGCAGACGACGCAGCGCCAGAGAGGGCUGCAGGUGGCAGUCCGACAUCACAAUCCAGUGCGCUCGUCGAUCCCCAUCCGCCAAAUGUAUUGGCAGAAAGAUUGGCACUUUCUUUACCAAAUAAUGGUCGAGGGCGCGAUGGACUGCUCGAUAUUAUUCAGAACCUGCUGAAGUACAGUGUCAAUACUUGGGAUCAGGGAUUCCUUGAUAAGCUUUAUUCCAGCACCAAUGCUGUCGGAGUGGUGUCGGAGCUGGUACUUUCGGUCUUGAAUACCAACCUUCACGUAUACAAUGUUUCGCCCGCUCUGACGGUUAUCGAGCGACAAACUGCAAAGUCGUUUGCCAACUUAUUUGGAUUUAAAGGCCCACGUGCAGGAGGCAUAACAUGUCAAGGUGGUUCAUCCUCAAAUCUAACGUCAGUGGUUAUCGCCCGCAAUGCACUCUAUCCCGACACGAAAUUUGAUGGCAAUGGAUCCUACAAAUUUGCUUUAUUUACUAGCCAACAUGGCCACUACUCUGUAGAGAAAGCCGCGAUCGCUUUAGGUCUGGGGAGAGCCGCCGUCGUUUCUGUGCCCAUAGACGAAGCCGGCUGUAUCAUUCCUACGGCGCUGCGCGAAGCGGUGAUACAAGCAAAGAGUAACGGCAAGACUCCUCUCUACGUAAAUGCCACGGCUGGUACUACCGUACUUGGUUCAUACGACCCGUUCCGUGCUAUUUCAACAAUAUGCAAGGAGUUCAACCUUUGGUUCCAUGUCGAUGGGUCUUGGGGUGGGAGCGCCAUAUUCUCGAGGCAACGGCAUAAGCUCGAUGGCACUGAGCUUGCUAACUCGCUGACUGUCAAUCCUCAUAAGAUGCUCAACGUGCCGGUCACAUGUUCAUUCUUGUUAACAAAUGAUUUGAGCAUCUUUAAAAGAACUAAUACCCUGGCUGCCGGGUAUCUGUUCCACGGCGAUAACGACGAGGAAUGUGCAAACGGAAAUAACGACGAGGCAUUUGACGACAAUAAGGAAUAUUGGGAUCUUGCCGAUUUGACCUUGCAGUGCGGGCGCCGUGGAGAUGCAUUGAAGCUAGCGCUUGCCUGGGUGUACUACGGAGCUGAGGGUUUCGAGAAGCAGAUAGACCACGCGUUUGCUAUGGCUUCGUAUCUCGCAAGAUUAGUCCAACAACACCCGGAUUUGAAGUUAGUAAGCAGCAACCCGCCGCCUUGUCUACAAGUCUGUUUCUAUUAUGCCCCCGGCGGUGUAUUGGGGGAUGAGAAGGAAAACACCCGACGGACACGCGAAAUUGUGAAGGGAUUGAUACCAAGGGGCUUCAUGAUCGAUUAUUCCCCAGGACCUCAAGGAAGCUUUUUCCGAGUCGUGAUUAACUGUCAAACGUUGGAAGGGACUGUGGAAGGACUGUUGAAGGCAUUGGAAGGGGUUGGUCGAAGCGUGGCGGUAUAG
Messenger RNA from Truncatella angustata, 1730 nucleotides. Its product is annotated as glutamate decarboxylase-like protein-like protein 1. Lineage: Eukaryota; Fungi; Ascomycota; Sordariomycetes; Amphisphaeriales; Sporocadaceae. Bases 150 to 1730 code for a protein of 526 amino acids. The transcript has 4 exons. Gene Ontology annotation, molecular function: carboxy-lyase activity; pyridoxal phosphate binding. Gene Ontology annotation, cellular component: cytoplasm. The record is from RefSeq and is a predicted model, not a curated record. Gene Ontology annotation, biological process: carboxylic acid metabolic process.